UAUUAAUAUUUCCCACCCUCGAGUUGGAAUUGGACCUUGCAUAGGAGAAACCCCAGAUUGCAAACCCUUGCUGCUGUGUGGGGAGCCUUCGCGAAUCCGGCGCCAAGGGCCUCUCUUUUCUCACCCUCUCGUGUGGUCGGUUCUGAUGGAUGUGGAUGAAAGUCCCGAACGAAUGGAUUUGGAGGAGUCGAAGAAGAGUGCGUCGAAAGGGAAAGGAAAAGAGGAGCUCAGUGAAACCAUGGAGAAGUUGAAGAUAGCUGAAUCUGAUAUUACUUUCAAGAGAAAACCUGUUAUAAUCAUCGUGGUUGGGAUGGCAGGAAGUGGAAAGACAACAUUUCUUCAUAGAUUGGUUUGCCACACACUAUCUUCGAAUAUCCGGGGAUAUGUGUUGAACCUCGACCCGGCAGUCACGACACUUCCUUUUGGUGCUAACAUUGAUAUAAGAGACACUGUUAGAUAUAAGGAAGUGAUGAAGGAGUAUAACCUUGGGCCUAAUGGGGGAAUACUUACUUCAUUGAACCUAUUCGCUACCAAGUUCGAUGAGGUUAUAUCUGUCAUUGAGAGGCGAGCUGAUCAACUUGACUAUGUGCUGGUUGACACCCCUGGUCAGAUUGAGAUAUUUACUUGGUCUGCUUCAGGAGCUAUAAUCACUGAAGCUUUUGCUUCGACAUUUCCAACCGUAAUUGCUUAUGUUGUUGAUACACCACGAUCGGCAAAUCCUGUCACUUUUAUGAGCAACAUGCUCUAUGCAUGUAGUAUACUUUACAAAACAAGGCUGCCUUUGGUCCUGGUGUUUAACAAAGUUGAUGUUGCUAAGCAUGAAUUUGCAUUAGAGUGGAUGGAAGAUUUUGAGGCAUUCCAGGCAGCUAUAGAAACCGAUUCAUCCUAUACAUCAACCUUGACAAGAAGCCUCUCUUUGGUCCUUGAUGAGUUUUACAAAAAUCUAAAAUCUGUGGGAGUUUCAGCCGUUUCUGGCACGGGGAUGGAAGCUUUCUUCAGUGCAAUCGAAGCCAGCGCUGAAGAGUACAUGGAGAAUUACAAGGUUGAUCUUGAUAAGAGGCGGGCCGAAAAGGAGAGGCUAGAAGCUGAACGCCGAAAACAAAACAUGGAAAAACUGCGGAAAGACAUGGAAGAGUCUAAAGGUCAAACCGUAGUGCUGAGCACUGGUUUAAAGGAUAAGAAAACUAUAGCUGAUCCAAUGGACGAAGAAGAUGAGGAGGAAGAAGAUGAAGAUGAAGAUGAUUCUGUGAAGUUCUCUGAAGAGGAUGAAGACGAAGAUGAAGGUGAAGAUGAGGAGGUUGCUCACUUUGCCUUUUAAAUGGAUUUAUCCAAAAUACACCUUAAACCAGCUCCUUCUGAGAUCAGCAUAGAUUGUAUUGUGCUCUCUGGUUUCUUACUGAUUCUAGAGCACCAGUUGUUUAAUGAUGUUAGAGAUGUGUAAAACCCAGCAAACAAAUGUACACUGUCUUUUUUUAUUAUUAUUUUCAUAUAAAUGUUCGUUCCUAUAAUUUAA
Messenger RNA from Dioscorea cayenensis subsp. rotundata (Guinea yam), 1513 nucleotides. Its product is annotated as GPN-loop GTPase QQT2. NCBI's taxonomy places the organism in Eukaryota, Viridiplantae, Streptophyta, Magnoliopsida, Dioscoreales, Dioscoreaceae. Gene Ontology annotation, molecular function: GTPase activity. The coding region runs from base 146 to 1318 and encodes 390 amino acids. The transcript is spliced from 8 exons. The record is from RefSeq and is a predicted model, not a curated record.